GGAUAUCAGCUGUUGCCGGCGUUUGUUUAUAUUCCCAAUCGCAACAAUUUAGUUUUUCAUAUUGAUAGAGUUGGAAAAAUGCCAACAAUAAUUGCUUUGGAUGUAUCGCUAUCGAUGCUGCGUCCUGUGCCGGGGCGCAACGACCACACAUACCAAUCGCUGGCCCUCAAGGGCAUUCAACUUCUGCUGGACAACUUGACGGCCGCUGGCAAGCUCGAGCACUUGGCUUUGGUAUUGUACACCACAGUCUGUGAAUUGAAAGUGGAUUUUACACGGGACUACGAUCAAAUACGGCAGGCGAUUAAGAAAAUCGAGCCCGUGGACAAGGCCUGCCUGAUGACCAUGCUGAAAACCUCAGUCAGCCUAAUGGCCACAUGGGGCACACAGAAUCUUCUACAGCUGGUGGUGUUUACGGACUGCGGUCCGGGCUUUGGCAGCACGUCGAUUGCUGGCUUCCUGGAGGCGUAUGCGGGCAAGGAGGCUGAGCCCGAAUAUGCGUGGCUUAAGACGCUGGCCACCUACAAUCUGAAUUUCAUUUGCCUGGGCGUGCAUUGCGAUUUAUAUUUUACGCGUGGCCUGACACUGCAUCAACAGUUGCUCGACGCAGCCUCGCUUAGGGGUCAGCUUUUCAUGACGAAGCCAGUGAAGAGCGCCGAGCCCGGCGACGCCACAUCUGGUGGCAGCCAUAAAAGCGAACUGGGUCGCACUGCCCUGUUCGAGCUAAUUGAGCGCCUGUGCGAGAGCAGCUUCAAAUCCACAGAGGUGACGCUGAAGUGCGGCCGCUACUUUCGCAUGGAAGGCCAGGUGCUGCUCUGGCCGCCACCGAUGCCCUAUGAGCAGGCCGCACUCUACGGCGGCGAUCCCACAAUACGUCACAUUGAUCAGCGCAUUGAUGUCUGCGGCUUCCUGGCGCUAUCCGAUAUUGGCUCGCCGGCCACGCUAAGUCGCCACUGGGUGCUGGCCAAGGUGGAGCGUGAGAAACCGAGUCGUCGCUCUGGCGGUCUGGCAGCAGUUGCUAAGCCUCCCAAGCUAACGCUGGACACCAGCAAUCCGCACUAUGAGCUCGAGAAGCUGGAGCAAGAUAUACGCGACUUCUACAUGAAGGACACCAAGGAUGCCGAGGAAAGUGGCGACGAUGCCGACGUAACUGUUGUUCUCAAGCACAGCUCCACGCCCCAAGCGGAGCAGCAAAAGGACAAUCUGUGCGUGCUACUGCAUGGCGCACUUAAGCUGGAGAACAUGGCCGCGCUGGUGCUGCUGGGCGAGAAGUGGUAUGGCUUUAUGUAUGCCUACACCGACGUCAAGAAGAAAUCCAAUUUUAUGCUCAACAUACUGCCGCCGGGCUCCAAUGUUAUACCCUGGCUGGGCGACCUGGAGUUCCUUGGCUUUCCCGAGGAUUUGGCGCCUGGUGAAACAGCCAGUUUUCCAGUGCGCGCCGAGCGACGCUCAUAUUCACAAAGCAGCGUCGUCUGGAUACGUCAGGCUAGCCUCCAGUCCGACGUCCAGAAAGUGCUGCGUCACGCAAAGAAAAUGCCCGACAAGACGCAGCAUUUCUACAAGGAACUCAAUCGCAUUCGACGCGCCGCUCUGGCCCUGGGCUUCGUGGAGCUGCUCGAGGCGUUGGCGCUGCUGCUCGAGAAGGAGACCGCACAGCUCACCUUGAAUGGCGUCACCACCGAGUGCACGCUGCAGCUGCAACAUGCGGCCACCGAGCUGCGCAAGACCUCGAACCGCGACAUCAAGUCAACAAUUGUGCCGCUCCAGAAGGCAAGCGCUGCCGAUACCACAGCGGUUGCUACUCCAGCCCAAGGGGGUUAUCUGUACUAGAAUAUAUGUUACUUUUAAUGCUUUUAAUUAUUGAUUAAAUUAGUUAUCAAAUGACAUACAUAUAAAAUGGCAAA
Molecule: messenger RNA, 1901 nt
Organism: Drosophila montana
Lineage: Eukaryota; Metazoa; Arthropoda; Insecta; Diptera; Drosophilidae
Gene: IntS14
Product: integrator complex subunit 14
Exons: 1
Coding region: 79-1827 (582 amino acids)
Biological process (GO): snRNA 3'-end processing
Cellular component (GO): integrator complex
Source: RefSeq, a predicted model, not a curated record